Messenger RNA from Saccostrea echinata, 486 nucleotides. RefSeq lists its product as uncharacterized. The record is from RefSeq and is a predicted model, not a curated record. The transcript has a single exon. Gene Ontology annotation, biological process: DNA integration. Lineage: Eukaryota; Metazoa; Mollusca; Bivalvia; Ostreida; Ostreidae. Gene Ontology annotation, molecular function: nucleic acid binding. The coding region runs from base 1 to 486 and encodes 161 amino acids.
AUGAAAUCGCAGUUCGCACGUCAUGGAAUCCCAGAUAGUGUAAUAUCGGACAACGGAACGCCAUUUGGAAGCGGAGAGUUUGCAGAAUUCAGUAAAAGUUAUGAAUUCGAGCAUGUUACAUCGUCCCCUAGAUAUGUACAAUCUAAUGGCAAGGCCGAGAACUCUGUAAAGAUUGCCAAACGGCUUAUUCAUAAGUGUGCAAUGGACGGGAAAGAUCCAUUUUUGGCGCUCCUGGAUCUACGCAAUACGCCUACUCAAGUAAUAGGCUACUCACCUGCACAACGAAUUUUUGGUAGACGCACCAAAACGCAAUUACCAGUAGCUGAACAUCUACUCAGACCACGUUCUGCUGACCGCACCAGGGAAAAGCUUUAUGAACGCAAGGAACGUCAGACAUACUACUAUAGUCGAGGAGCUAAGGAGCUGAAACCCUUAUCAGAAGGAGAUACCGUUCGUAUUAGACCUACAGGAAAUGAAAAGGGAUGA